AGCAGAAACAUGGCGGUCGCUGCGCUCGUUAGCCGUCCUGCGAGUGUCCUUCCCAGGUUUUCAAGUGAGUAAUACCAAAACAUGCACUUUUAGAUGAUAGAAAUGCACUGAUAAGUGAACUGUUCAUAGAUAGUUUAAAUAAUGUUUAAUCUGAACACAGAAUUGUUUUUAAAGCGACAUUGCUACCGUUUGUGACCCUGUUUGUGCUAUGACCUAAGUUAGCCGGUUAGCUAUCUAAUUUCUAGCACCAUGGCAUAUGCCAACCGGUAAAGAGCUAGUCCUAGCUAAAUGCUACUGACAGUCCCGUAUAUACAUUUCAUGGCCAACGUAUAAAACAGGAAUUUGCAUAACUUUCACUGGAUUAAUACCUCCCAGGGCCUAGCUCCCACGCUAGCUAGCGAGUUAACUUGCUAGUUAGACAGCUAGCUAGGUCGUCUGGGACAGACAGUGUUUAUCAAUAUGGAAUGGUCAUGUCAGCUGUUUACUGUGGUACCAAGUUAGUGGACCUUUGUUGCAUUCCAGUGACUGACACUAGUUAAAAAGGUCUCUGUCAUCUCUGUCAACAUCACUAAUUAGUAGCUAGCUAGAUUAAUCAGAUUUCAGUUUAUGCCACUGACAUUUUUGCUAAGAAGGUCUAUGUUUUCUGCUCCUCCCUGCAGGUUCCUGUUCCCCUGUGGUGCUGUCAGCCGUCCCUGUGACAGUCCAGCAGAGAAAGGUCCACCAUGCUGUCAUCCCCAGAGGGAAAGGGGGGCGCUCCUCCUCCAGUGGGGUAGCAGCCACAGUCUUCGGAGCCACCGGCUUCCUGGGCAGAUAUGUUGUCAACCGCCUGGGUGAGUUUCACCAUCAUCAGUCCCAAAGCCUUUACAUGAUAAUCUUUCAAAUGACAUGGCAGCUCUGUGGUCCUCUUCAACUUAUUUCUUAUGUUUAUAUGUGAUUGUGAGGGAUGCAUUCAUUUCUUUGGUUUUGUGACAAUCCUCUUUGUUUACACUGCAGUGACUGCAUACUCGUGUUUCCUAUGGGGCAGUUACGUGCUUGUUGACCUGUCUGGUGGUUUUGUAGGUCGUAUGGGUUCUCAGAUUGUGAUUCCUCACCGGUGUGACCAGUAUGACCUCAUGUAUCUCAGGCCCAUGGGGGAUCUAGGACAGAUCAUCUUUAUGGUGAGAAAAAUACUAUUUAUCAGAUGUGACGUCAUUAAUCACAAACUUUCAAGUCCCUUCAUCUCUUCAUUUGUUAGCUAAGUGUUGGUUUUUCUCAUGCCAGGUUACCCUCACGCCUCAUAUGUGCACUCCACCUUGCUAUAUUUCAGGAGUGGGAUGCCAGGAACAAGGAUUCUAUCAGAAAAGCAUUGGCUCACUCCAAUGUGGUCAUCAACCUGGUGGGACGAGAGUGGGAGACCAAGUAUGGCCCAACUGACUGUAUACACAAAACUAUUCUAGAAAAAUACAUGGUUCCUAAAAAGAACCCACUGGUGGUGAACAUUCACAUAAAGAGUUGCUCCAUUACUAAGUGAAUCAACCUACUUUUAACUACACCAGAGGCUUGAAUUACUCCUUAGUGGAGCAAAGAACCUCAAGUGCUUCCACCAUUAGGCACACUUAAAUUAUGACCUUUCUGUGAAACGUUUGUUGUACUUGGCUUUACUCAGUGUUCUGUUCUUCCUCUUUCUAUCUGUAAAAGGAACUAUCCCUUUGAGGACACCUACGUGAGCAUCCCUCAGCAGAUUGCCAAGGCCACCCGGGAGGCAGGCAUCACAAAGCUGAUCCAUAUAUCUCACCUCAACGCUGACAUCCGCAGCCCCUCCAAAUACCUUAGGAAUAAGGUACUGGCCAAUGCAGAGCUCUUUUGAACUCUCUUUCAAUGGUACUUGGACAUAUUUCUUUCUGGCAUGUCAUUAUGCAGAAAUGUCAUGUAAUGUGUGUGAUGUAACCUUGCAGGCAGUAGGUGAGAUGGCUGUGAGAGAUGAAUUCCCUGAUGCUAUCAUCAUGAAGCCUGCUGAGAUGUUUGGAAGGGAGGACAGAUUCUUCAACCAUUUUGCCAGUAAGUAAGCAGAACAUAGAGUUUAUUUCAGUGUGGCCCAGAGUAAAAACUGUUAAAAAGUGAAAUAAGAUUUUAUUUGUGAUCUGUCAGAACGCUAAGCAGACAGUGUCCAUAUUUGUGGGAUCAUGGUGGUAUAAUUACACAGCCCCUGUUGACUGUAUAGGACUGCAAACUAUUGAGGGAGCUGUUACAUGGUUGAACACUUGAAUUUGCAGUGUAUUGGCAAAAUAAACCAAAAUAAAGAUUUUGUAAGGUGAUGUAUUUGCUCCAAUUGGUCUUGAUGCAAUGCUAUUAUCGUUCAAAAUGGGAUCAGUUCAGUCAUUGAUUGAAUGUUCGUUUUUUCCUUUGUUGCACAGACAUGCGCUGGUUUGGGAAGGCUGUGCCUCUCAUCUCCAUGGGGAAGAAGACAGUGAAGCAGCCUGUUCAUGUGAGUGUGUCUGUCCUCAUGAUGUCAGCCAUGUCUGUUACUCAAGACUCACUCUGUCUGCUCUCCUCAGGUGGUGGAUGUGGCCAAGGCUAUCAUCAACGCCAUCAAAGACCCUGAUGCCAAUGGCAAGACAUAUGCACUAGUUGGGUAAGGACUUGAUAUGGGCUUGACUUUUGGCAGUAAAAAAGUAAAAUUCUAUUCAUUAAUUUGAAACUGCUCAUUAUCAAUGACUAGGUCAACUAGGUGAACCUAGUAUAAAUCAUAAAAGCGAUUGUUCAUCUACUAGAUGAGUUGCUCUAUGGCAUGGGUUUGUAUCUUUUACUCACCCAGGGUGUGGGACUUGGCUUGAAUCCAAAAUAAAAUAUAUGAUUGUGUAAUGGAAGUUUCAUGCUCAUUCAUGCAGUACAUUAUUUAGAAGUGUCAACCAGGAGAAUUUAGAAAUGUAUCAACCAAAAUGUUUGUCAGCCUUUUGGUUAGUUUUGUUUGUUUCCCGCCACACAGACCUAACCGUUAUCUCCUUCAUGACCUGGUGGAGUACGUGUAUGCUGUGGCACACAGGCCCUUUGUGCCCUACCCCCUCCCACGCCCUCUCUAUCAGUGAGUAUGCACCGGCUUCUGGUUCUGCAUGGUAUCCUAAGUUACACUCUGAGGAACAUUUACUGUGUACUUACUAUAUAGGCUGACUGAUGAAUAGUUGAGUGCCAAGCUGUUAGUAUGUUUAGAACACAAAAAGCCUUAUCAAGUUUGACCAGUGGAUGCGAGGUGGCAAGGAACAAGGAAGAUGUUGGUUUGUUUAAAUGCAAUACUAUCAGAUACGGUAUAAUAAACAUGUCUUGCCUUUAUCUCUGGUUUCAGUCUUGUUGCAAGUUUCUUUGCAAUGAACCCAUUCGAACCUUGGACAACUCCUGACAAAGUAGAUCGAGUAAGAAAAUGCAACAUAAACAGCAUAUUAUAAACAUCCUUGUAAAAAGCAUAUUUUAUACAAAUUAAGGUACAUUUACAUUUUCUCAUGUUGUUGGGGCAACAUGUUGAAGAAAUAUGAAUGAAGGAAGUAUGUUUAACCGUAAGUAUUUCUUCUGGAUUUGUGUGAUGACCUGAAUGUGUUUGUUCCAGUUCCACACCACAGAUAUGAAGUAUCCAGGGCUUCCUGGCUUGGAGGACCUGGGAAUCGUCCCUGCCUCCGUAGAGCAGAAGGCCAUCGAGGUCCUGCGUCGCCAUCGCCGCUUCCGCUUUUUGGAGGCUGAGUUGGCUGAUACCAAGCCAGCCAAGACAGUCAACUAUUGAGUAGCCCGUCUGUCUGACCGCCCAACGACACCACCACCAUAGCCACAGACUGAUCCUCCUAUUAAACUGUGCUGUCUUCUUUUACAAAUAUUCUGUACAUAAAUAAAUAAAAGAUGAUAGUCUAAAACUA
Messenger RNA from Coregonus sp. 'balchen', 3878 nucleotides. The record is from the annotation of a GenBank genome assembly. Lineage: Eukaryota; Metazoa; Chordata; Actinopteri; Salmoniformes; Salmonidae.